UUCGGCCGCCGUGCUGUCUUCAUUCAUCAAGCGACUUUCAACAAGCAUCGACGCGUCGUCGCGUUUCGUCGUCGUCCGUUUGGAUUAUUAGUUAGUACCUACAUAGUUGCAUUAUUACUACCUUGUAGUGAGUGGCAUUUACUACCGAAUCAUAAUAAAAGUGUAGAUACUUGCUCUGUGCACUAACUGUGGAAAGAUAAGAAAAAAAAACGCACCCUUGGUGGUUGCCUUCGUCGCGUCAUCGAUUCGAUUCGAGCAAAUCCGUCGUCGGCUGCUCUGCCCGUGAGUGACUAUUGAAAAUUUUUAUUGGGAGUGAGGAUUGUUUUUUUUGUGGAAGAGUGAUUUUUUGUCAAGCUGGAAAGUCUUAUUUGCAUGCCGAAGUGGGGUUUUGAUGUCGUCGGCAGUCGUUCUGUGAGGCAGCAGACCAACCCGAAAAUGGUGCCGGGGACAAAGUGUUGAAGUAGGUGAAAAUGAAAAAUAAUUACGACAAAGUGACAACCGAAACGCGUAUCAUUCCUCUCUUAAAAACUGAACAACUGCGAUUCGAGUCGUCAACAGGUGAUCAAACUUUUCGAUUCGCAAUUUUAUCCGAUGUGAUGUGUGACAGUGAUUGAAUACAUUUUGAAUUUGACGCAACUCCAAAACAAAAAAACACAAAUCGGAAAACAGACUACCAAUAAACGCGAAAAAAGUUCUCCUUGCUUGGAUCAGCCCACUUGUUGGAAGAACUCGCAAAACCGGUUUAGCUGGAAGCGAAAAACUGAAAAAAAAAUGCGACUCGUGGCCUAGAUAGUUAGCUCGUCCGAAACCACCAGCCGCGUGUGGCCGCAAAUGAAAACGUCGCAUUUCCAAUCGAACUUCGACUUUUCCGGUCGGCCACCUGCAGUAGUUUCUCCGCCGCCGUCGUCGUCUUCGCCUGCGUCGUCGUCCUUGCUGGUCCACCAGCAGCAGGGGCAGCAAACUCAACCGGAACCGGAACUACCGAUCGGGCAGCAAUCUUCGUCGUUCUGUUCGUCACCACAAAUUGACCAACGUCCGAUCCGCGAAGAACAUUUCGAUCCAAGUGGAAGAAGCGGCGGUCUACAUCAACAACAUCCACAACGCCACCGAACUGGUUCUAGUGGUGGUGGUGGUGGCGAUAGUGCCCAGCACCUGCAGCAACAGCAACAAAGUAACGACGACGCCAGCAACACCGGCGAAGGUUAUUUGCCAAAAAUCGGGGAGAUUGUUGCCGUGUCAUCAUCGAGCUCUCCUCCUCCGCCGCCGCCUCUAUCCCGACGGGAGAAUCAAUUCCUGUCGGCUGCCGUAGCGGGUCCGAUACCAACACCACUACAGAAAGAACAACACCCGACGUCGAGAGUGGUUAGCUGCUAUCAAGAUCUGCAGUAUUUCCCCGGUGACAGCGCUGCCAUUAGUGUUCGGCAACAACAGCCUCACCAUCUGUACGGGAAGCAGUCCGCGGUCCAAACCGGCCACGACGAUCCGGUUCUAGUAGCGAGAAAACAGUUCGAAAGCCCAGCUCCGGGCCCGAGAGUGGUGUACCAUCAACGACGCCAGAACAUCUAUCCUGGCGAAGAAGAAGAACCUACUGCAGAUCAAGCAGCCCCUCCGCCAGCAGUCGUCCGAUCGAGUGCGGUUGUUAUUGACGGUGGACACACGUUGCUGGCCGGCCCGACUGUCAUCCACGAAACGUCAUCUUCAUCAUCAUCAUCGUCGUUGCGCCAUGAUGGUGGAUUGAGUUCUCAUCGACAGAACCAUUCGCACCACCAAUCGAAAGCGGCGCAAUCAACAGCGGCGGUUGCCAUCGAUAGCACCAGCCACGAAAUUUUGCAACGCCACAGUCAGCCUCAGCAGCUAAGUCGACGAUUGGAGGCCACAACAAGCUCCGAUUAUAAUAACCGGAGCCAUCAGCAGCAACAGGCUGAAAAUAGCAGCAACAGUAGUGUUGGUAGUGGUCAUAUAAAAUAUCCAGCGCCGCCGCCGCCUCCACAAAAGACAACAGCAGUAGCAGCGGCAGCAUCGACCAAACGCAAGAGAGAAACAGGUAAUUAGCAUCAUAUAUGUACG
Messenger RNA from Armigeres subalbatus, 2067 nucleotides. RefSeq names its product ecdysone-induced protein 75B-like. The transcript has 3 exons. Lineage: Eukaryota; Metazoa; Arthropoda; Insecta; Diptera; Culicidae. The coding region runs from base 832 to 2052 and encodes 406 amino acids. The record is from RefSeq and is a predicted model, not a curated record. Gene Ontology annotation, biological process: keratinocyte differentiation. Gene Ontology annotation, cellular component: cornified envelope.